AUGGCGGAAUCUGUCCUGCUCGAGGACUCGACCAUCUACACUCUGGCGGCCACCGACACCAUGGCGCACACCAACGGCUACAAGCCCGUCCUGGACAAGGACCUUCCCGACAUCACCUUCAUGACCGAUGCGGAAUGGACCACCUUCUUCUCCAUCGCCGAGGCCAUUGUCCCGGCCGUCGUGCCCCAGACCAAGGUCCACGACCCCAUGCGCCAGCUCGGCAUCCCGGACAAGGAGUUUUACGCCGCCGUCGACGAGACCCUCGCCAGCCUGACCAACCCGCCACCUCAGCAGAAGCUCAUGGAAUGGCUUGCCUUUCGCGCCGUCGAUGAGCCCGCCUUUCGCCGCGAGUGCGAACACUCGGUCGCCUCGGCGGCCCUGCGGAUGGAGCUCGCCAAUUUCAUGAAGCUGCUCAACACCCGAUAUGGCAGCCUGCUGCUGACCGGCCGCUGGACGCCCUUUUACAGACAGCCACUCCUCAUUCGCCAGCAGAUUCUCAAAAACUGGAGAUCAUCACGCCUCCUGCCGCUGCGCAUCGUCCUCAAAUCCAUGAACGCGCUCACGCGCAAGUCUCUCGGCGCCUCGAGCCGCUACAUUGAAGAGCUGGGAGGGUUCGAGACGCUGCCCAAGAACUGGGAGCGCAAGCAGGGUUACGAUUUCAAGUUUCUGCAGAUUGCGGAAGGCACAGGGACGCACACCAUUGAGACGGACGUGGUCAUUGUCGGCUCCGGCUGUGGCGGAGGUGUCUCUGCCAAGAACCUGGCCGAGGCCGGCCAUCGCGUGCUCGUCCUCGACAAGGGCUACCAUUUUGCGCCCGAGAACUUUCCCCUGAGCCAGGUCGGCAACAAGCACAUUUACGAGAACAACGGCCUCGUCAUCUCCAAGAGCUCUGCCAUCUCGGUCGCCGCGGGCGAGACCUGGGGCGGCGGCGGCACGGUCAACUGGAGCGUGUGCCUGAAGCCGCAGGACUAUGUCCGCAAGGAAUGGGUCGCCGCCGGCCUACCGCUGUUUGGCUCGUCCGAGUUUGACGACUGCAUCGACCGCGUGUGGACCGCCAUCGGCGCCAAUCAGACCAAGAUCCGCCACAACCACCAGAACGAGGUCGUGCUCAACGGCUCCAAGAAGCUCGGCUGGCACAGCAACGUCUGCGACCAAAACACGGGCGGCGUCGAGCACUACUGCGGCCGCUGCCAUCUCGGCUGCAGCGCCAAUGAGAAGAGGGGCCCGGCCGUCGCCUUCCUCCCUGACGCGGCCGACGCGGGCACCGAGUUCAUGGAAGGUUUCAGGGUGGAACGUGUUGUAUUCGCCGCAGACGGCAAGACGGCGACGGGUGUGGAGGGUGUCUGGACGGCCCGUAGUGAGGAUGGCACGGUGCACGGCGCGCCAGAGACUCGUCGCCAGCGCAGGGUCUUGAUCAAGGCCAAGAAGGUGGUUCUGUCUGCUGGUUCGCUGUGGAGUCCUGCGUUGCUGCAAAAGAGCGGCGUCAAGAACCCCCAAGUUGGCCGUAACUUGUACCUGCACCCUGCGGCCUUCCUGGUCGGGCACUUUGACGAGAUUGAGCCCCAGUGGGAGGGCGGUAUCAUUACCGCUUACAAUGGCGAGUUUCAAAAUCUUGACAAAAAGGGCCACGGCGUCAAGCUCGAGACCAUGGCCAUGCUGCCAUAUGUCCUCUUCGCCAUCCAGCCGUUUGAGAGCGGCUUCGACUCCAAGCUCUGCGUCGCGCGCAUGAAGCAGCUGCACACCAUCAUCUCCAUCACGCGCGACCGCGACACGGGCCGCAUCACCGCCGAUCCCGAGACGGGCGCGCCGUGCAUCGACUACGACGUGUCGUCGUUUGACGCCGAGCACAGCCUCGACGGCAUCGAGGCCAUUGCCAAGCUCAUGUACGUCAUGGGCGCGACGGCGCUGUACCCGACCAUCCCCAACGUGCGGCCGUUUGUCGUGGCCCGCGACGGCGACGCGGCGCUACAGAAGAGCUACCAGGACGGGACGGAUCCGGAGUUCACGGACGCCAAGUUUGGGCAGUGGCUCAAGCACCUGCGCGAGGUCGGCGGCAAGGCCGGCCCCGAGAUCAGCUACCUGUCGGCGCACCAGAUGGGCUCGUGCCGCAUGAGCGCCAAGCCGAGCGGCGGCGUCGUCGACCCCAAGGGCAAGGUCUGGGGCUGCGAGAACCUGUACGUGGCGGACGGGAGCGUGUUUCCCAGCGCAAGCGGCGUGAACCCGAUGGUGACGAUCCUGGCGAUUUCAGACUACAUUUCGCGCCAGCUGGCCCAGGAGCUGUCGGCGUAG
Messenger RNA from Akanthomyces muscarius, 2289 nucleotides. RefSeq lists its product as uncharacterized. The transcript is spliced from 4 exons. The record is from RefSeq and is a predicted model, not a curated record. Lineage: Eukaryota; Fungi; Ascomycota; Sordariomycetes; Hypocreales; Cordycipitaceae. Gene Ontology annotation, molecular function: long-chain-alcohol oxidase activity; flavin adenine dinucleotide binding. The coding region runs from base 1 to 2289 and encodes 762 amino acids.